AUGAGCUCAAAUCUGAGAUUACAGCCUCGAAGAGAGUAUCACAUCGUGGUUCUUGGAGCUGCCCAAUUCGUCCAAAAUGUCUGGAUUGAAAGUUACGACCCGACUAUCGAAGACUCGUAUCGCAAGCUGAUUGAAGUGGAUGGACGACAAUGUAUUCUGGAGAUAUUAGAUACUGCCGGGACUGAACAAUUCACUGCUAUGAGGUAUGAGCGUCUCUUGCACUCUUGCAUUGCACGUACUUCAGUGGAACUCUACAUGAAGCAAGGCCAAGGCUUCCUUCUCGUCUUCUCAAUAACAUCCGCCUCUUCCCUCUCCGAACUAGCAGAACUCCGCGAACAAAUCAUCCGGAUAAAAGACGACGACAACGUCCCCAUUGUCAUCGUCGGUAACAAGUCAGAUCUCGAAGAAGACCGUGCCGUCUCGCGAUCGCGCGCCUUCGCCCUCUCCCAACAGUGGGGGAACUCUCCUUACUACGAAACCUCCGCCCGCCGCCGCGCGAACGUCAACGAAGUCUUUAUUGACCUGUGCAGACAGAUUAUCCGGAAAGACAUACAGGCGAGCCAGCAGCGGAGCAUGGAGCUGGCGAUGAAUGGGAGGGUUGGUGGGGGUGUGGUCGGGGUUGGGGGUGGUGGUAGUUCUGCUGGGGUUGGUGGUACUGGGCGUGGGGCGGAAGGGCACAGUCGACAUAGCGGAGUCCGCUUACGGAAUCGGAGGAGAGCAAAAGUGAAAGGGGAUUGUGUGAUCUUGUGA
This is a messenger RNA of Histoplasma mississippiense, 750 nucleotides long. RefSeq lists its product with no specific name. Gene Ontology annotation, molecular function: GDP binding; GTPase activity; GTP binding. Lineage: Eukaryota; Fungi; Ascomycota; Eurotiomycetes; Onygenales; Ajellomycetaceae. Gene Ontology annotation, biological process: signal transduction. The coding region runs from base 1 to 750 and encodes 249 amino acids. The record is from RefSeq and is a predicted model, not a curated record. Gene Ontology annotation, cellular component: plasma membrane. The transcript is spliced from 7 exons.